UGCACGGGCAAUGGAUCGGCGAUGUGACGCGAUUGUCCGACCCCAUCUACUCCGACCCCAUCUGGGAGGCCUCUGUCGCCACGAGUGCGCGUCGGGCCACCACGUGCGGCGCUCUGAGCCCCCGCCCGCACUUGCGCGAGCUGACCAGGCGGUCAGCGAGUCCGGCCGAUCAGCGUAGCCACGUGCUGCCGCUGUCGGGACGCACUGGCUCGUAGCAUCAGAGAGCGCGGCCUGCCUUGAGACACAGACGCGCCGUGCCUCCCCUUGUCCUGCUCGCUUCCUCGCGCCCGUGGCCACGUGGGGCUUACGCAUCAGGCGCAAGCUCGAAGCUCCGAUCGCCCGGUAGGUUGCACCGAAGCAUAUGACAUGAUGGCGUUCGUGGCCCCGGCUGGCUCCGCAAGCGCCGUGCGCCCGGCGGUCAGGCCGGCCGCCGCCGCUGCCGCCAGGCUCGAUGCCACCGCGAACGCCGUCGGCCCCGAUCCGGGCCAGAAGCCCGCGAACGUGGCGGCGGCCAGCGGCCUCCUCGCCCUGGGGGCCUGCGGCGUGGCGGCGCGCCGGCGCGGUAUGCACCGCGCGGGCCGCGCGCGUGCGGCGCGCGUGGUGUGCAGCGCGGAGGGUGGCGGCCGCCCGGCCUUGACGCUUGGCACGCGCGGCUCACCGCUCGCCCUCGCGCAGGCCUACGAGGCAAAGAGGCGGCUCGGGGAGAAGUUCCCGGAGCUCGCGCCGGACGAGGCGGUGGAGAUCAGGAUUAUCUCGACGACAGGCGAUCAGCGGUUGGAGAUUUCUCUGUCCGAGAUCGGCGGCAAGGGUCUCUUCACCCGGGAACUCGACGUGGCGCUGGCGUCCAAGGAGGUGGACUUCUGCGUCCACUCCACGAAGGACGUGCCGACGGAUCUGAUCCCUGACACGGAGCUGUGCACGAUGCUGCCACGAGAGGACACGCGCGAUUGCUUCAUCAGUGGCAACCCCGACUGCACCAGGAUUGCGGAUCUUCCAGACGGUUCGGUGAUCGGCACAGCGUCUUUGAGGCGCCAGUCCCAGAUCUACAGCGUGAACCCAACGCUCCGAUGCGUGAACUUCCGCGGCAACGUGCAGACCCGGCUGCGCAAGCUGAAGGGCGGCGAUGUUGACGCCACGCUGCUGGCGUACGCGGGCUUGAAGCGCAUGGACAUGACGCAGCAUGCGACCAGCGUGCUGGAGUGGGACGAGAUGCUGCCCGCCAUCGCCCAGGGCGCCAUCAGCUUCCAGUGCCGCUCCGACGACCAGCGGGUGCUCGACUACCUCAGGCCCCUGUCGCACGAGCAGACGUUCCAGUCCGUCACCUGCGAGCGGGCUUUCCUCGCCGCCCUGGACGGCAACUGUAAGACGCCGAUCGCGGGGCAGGCCCGCGUCGAGGACGGCCAGUUGCUCUUUAAGGGCCUCGUCGCGUCCCCAGACGGCCAAAAGAUCUUCCGGGUCGAGCGUGCAGGGUCUCCGUCAGACGCCACGGAGAUCGGCCGGGAUGCGGGCGCGGAGGUGCGGAAGGAGGCGGGUGAGAAGUUCUUCGAGGACAUGCAGGACUACGUGCAGGAGGUGCAGGCGGCCAACACGAAGCCGACCAAGGCCCCGGCGAGCGCGUGAGGGCAUCGGCCUUGCUUCUCGAUCUCGGCAGCUGGUCGGCAGCGGAGCGGCUUCGUAGCCCUCCGAGGUCCGCGCUGGGCCGCCUCCUCUGUCGCUCGCCCUGCGCGGUUUCUGCCCCCCGACCCCCCUCACAGCACACCUUCCUCCCGUCUCUGCGUGUGGCAUCUUCCUCCUCGAGGCGUGAUCAGGCCGCUUCGUUUCAGACUGGCAGUUGCCUGGUACAGCAAAGGUAUUUUUAAAGUGCACGCUACUGCACAGCAAAAUGUUCUUGCUUCGUUCCUACCUCGUCCUCUCCCUUCGCCAGUUCCUGUUCUUGCGGGCCAUUUUUUCCCAUGGUUCGCCCGAGCCCUCCCACAUCGACUCUCUACUUGGAGACGCUCGUUUUUGUCCAGCUGAGCUAAGUUCGGCUGUUGCGAGCUUGUGGGGAUCUGACUGGCGUUGCGUUCCAGGGACACCGUCAGCCCGUCCCCAUGCGGCAUGUGGCCCAUGCGAGGGGAAGGUGCGUACAGAUGGUCGCGGUCUCUGGUCUUUGGGUUUCAGAGUCGCAAUCGAGACAUGUCAAGACCGAUGAACCAUGGAGGGACGAUAUGGAAUCCUGCC
This is a messenger RNA of Prorocentrum cordatum, 2220 nucleotides long. The record is from the annotation of a GenBank genome assembly. Lineage: Eukaryota; Dinophyceae; Prorocentrales; Prorocentraceae.